GACUACCCUCUAUCUACCCUCACUUAAAAGCACGAAAAAUUAGCAUAUGGGUAGAGAUCCUGUUAUAUUAUAUGUUGUUUAUGGUGGAAAGUGGACCACAGAUCACGAAGGGAAGUAUGUUUAUAGUGGAUCCGGCAAGAAUAUAACUUCGUUGUUUUGGGAUGUUGCUAAUUUGGACUUUGAUGCCUUUUUGAAAGCCAUUAUUCAAAAGCUUGGUUGUGAUAUGAAAAAUCAAAGGCCAAAAAUUGCAUUUCAAAUUCAACGGCUUGAAAAAAAUAUUCCACCCUUUUCCAUUGAUUCAAGUGAAACACUACAUGUAUUUCUUUUGGAAUUAAAGCAAAACUUUACAGCCUUGCAUGUUGAGAUGGUUCCAGUUGAACGUGAAGAAAAAGAACAAGAAGAGCAAAUACAUGAAGUCCAAGAAGAACUCUUGGGAUUGCAAUCAGCAAUUGACCCCUUCGUUCCCCUGAUUGAUUGCUUCCAGGAUGACUUCUUCAAUUGUACGAUUGUUGCUGAUCAAGAAUCUGGGCGUGAUCAAGAAGGUAUUGUUUUUCAGAAAAAUGCAGGGAGGUGUGAUCAAAAUCCUCAAUUCGUUGAGUCUAAUGCCACUCCUGUGAAGAGCCCAACAACUGCUCAAGUGGAUGAAGAUGAUUAUAUUGGUGGUGAUAAUGAUGAGUUAAAUGAGGACGAGUGCUUUAUUCGGAGGGACGAUCCUUCUUUUGAUACGUCUUUUGGUAAUGAGGUAGACGCGACAUUGGAUGGUGGCUUUGAAGAUGGGUCGGAUUUGGCCAUCGGACUUGAGUUUGCUAACAAAAGAGAGUUGAAGAAGAAGAUGGUUGAUGUUUCCAUACAAGGACAUUUUGAAACAAAGACUGUGAAGAGCGACAAGAAGAGUCCCGCCUCCAAUUUCACCCAUUCCCUUCUUGAAACCCUCCUAGUCCUGCAUCCAAUCUCAUUCCUUCUCUUCUUCAUUCAGAAACCGAGCAUAGAUUUCGAGAGAGGAGAGCGCGGGCAUCCUUCCAACCUGCAUCACACGUCCAAGGGUUCCUCUCCCAACCUCGGUACUCUAGUGACGAGGAGGAAGUACCUCAUGGAUUCGUGGAUCUUGAGCUGCUCCUUCAGCAUGAUUGCGCCUUCCAAGGCCUUCUUCACCGACGUCGCCUUCUCCAUGACAUCUGUUUGGUCUUUAGUGUGAGUGGCAGAGCAAGAUUGAGGAACAUGGUUUCUUCUGGUGGAGCUCAGAAAUGGCGGCCCGGCGAUGGUGGAUCUACAGCAAAGAGAUUGGGUCAAAUGUUUUCAGACCAUUUGACCAUUUCAGGUUAAAUGUUUUCUAAAAUUUCAGGCCCGGAGAUGGUGGAUUUCAGGUUUUCAGACCAUUAAUAAGUGUGAAAAGUAUGCAGAGAAGUUGGAGCCACACAAAAGAGGCCUCAAUCGACACCCGGACCCCAACAAUCUUCCCCCGAUCAUCGGCAUAAACUUUUUCCAGCAAUCACUGACAACAGAUGAUAAGAUGAUCUUUGCAGUUCCGAUGGUGAGGCGUAGUUGUUUUGAUUGAUUCUUUUUUAAUCAUUUUUCUCCAAAUGUGUAGUCUUCGUUUUGUUUGAAUUAAGUAGGUGCAGAGCUAUGAAGAUUGGUACAGUCUGUGUUAAGAGAGUUUGAAGUCUGUGCAAGUAGUGAAACUUCAUUGAAAUAGGAAUGAGAACCAAAUAUGGCAACCCCCUUGGGAGAAGUGAAGAAGCUGAACAAGAGUUGCAGUACAGAGGGCGGCACCAGGGAAGGCCCAGAUUUACAGCCGCCCAAUUUUCUUACAACUUUAUUUUUUCUUUUCUUUUAAUUGUAUUUUAGUCAAGGCAAAGCAUUCCGCAUCCCGUCUUUGAAAGUUGUAUCCGUGUUGUCGCCCCCGGCCAGGGACCCUCCCCAUUGUCGUUACUACCUUUUACAAGACUGAAGGUUCUGGAGCUUAGAGAGUGUGAUCUAUCUACCUCUGCUGCCCUGAGACUUCCCGAGCUGAGACAUACUUUGGAGAAAUUGGUUUGCCAUAAUUCAUCUGUCCAGGUUGGUGGAUGUCCUGCAUAUAGGAUUGAUAAGAAGCUUGGGAAAGGAGGAUUUGGUCAAGUCUAUGUUGGUCGUCGAAUUAAUCCUCCAAAUCCAACUCAAAGAACUGGUUCAGGAGCUGUAGAGGUAGCCUUAAAAUUUGAGCAUAGAAGCAGCAAUGGUUGUAACUAUGGUCCGCCAUAUGAGUGGAAAGUAACGCUUGCUAGAGUUGAUAAUCUUCGGAAGUGCACCAAAAUAAAGUUUUUGGAUUCAAUCUCCCGAGAAGCAUAUCAACAUUUGGCAAGGCAAUUGAAUGUUUGUAUCGCCACAAUGAUAUUGCUAGGCUCAACCCCAAAGACUGUUGGUAUUGGUUAGAAGGGAAUUGUUUUAAUCUUGCAAGUUUGAGAGGCCAAGUAAAGUACAAGAAGUCACUCUGUGAUACUCACUCCUCCACUCACUCCUCCACAUACUCUGCAUAUGAUAGUCACUUUGCACAAAUUUUAUUUUGAGGUUGUAAUAUAUAUGCUGCAUUAAGCUGCUCCACUAAUAUUUAAGUAAAUAUUAAGUUAUUAG
This is a messenger RNA of Cuscuta campestris, 2607 nucleotides long. The record is from the annotation of a GenBank genome assembly. Lineage: Eukaryota; Viridiplantae; Streptophyta; Magnoliopsida; Solanales; Convolvulaceae.